Molecule: messenger RNA, 3178 nt
Organism: Mizuhopecten yessoensis (Yesso scallop)
Lineage: Eukaryota; Metazoa; Mollusca; Bivalvia; Pectinida; Pectinidae
Product: double-stranded RNA-binding protein Staufen homolog
Exons: 15
Coding region: 206-2356 (716 amino acids)
Source: RefSeq, a predicted model, not a curated record
UAUUUGAAGCGUGUGGAAGACAAGCACUUUGGGUGCAGACAACAUGGCCGCAUGCGUGUCUGAAAUUUUCUUUACUGUUUGCCAAUGAAAAACCUCGUAAAUAAGCUAACUUCCUUUUCAUUUUAUCCGUUCAAAAACUUAAAAGGACAUUCUUUCAAUAUCUAAGACGCAUUAUCGCCGCAAAAAGGAAUAAAAACAAAGAAAAAUGUCAUCAUAUCCUGUUCAAAACCAGCCGUCCAUGGUACAACAAAACCAUCGUAACAAAGCUGGAAUGAUGGGGAGUGGUAUUUUACCGAACAAUUCCAACAACAACAACAACAACAACUCUAUGCCAAGUCCUCUGAUGUCCGUCAACAACAGCUAUCAUACACAAACGCAAUCUCUUGUUGGCGGUCUACAACAGAAGGUCUUAAUCCCUGGUACAAUAGCCACCAAUCAGAACCAGCCACCUGCCUCUUCACUGACCAAUCAGAGCCCUCCUAAUCCUAUUAACAUGGCUGGAGGUGUUGCUGUUGGUUCCCAGAUUGCAACGCCACCUGGUGACCAGCAGCCGACUACUGUCAGCAUCCAAUCUUUAGAAGAGAGCGAGAACAAUACCCAAGAAACCAUGUUGGCAAACACAAAAGAGAAAACCCCAAUGUGUCUGAUCAAUGAGUUAGCUCGUUACAACAAGAUAGCACAUCAGUACACGCUGAUAGAUGAGCAGGGCCCCGCCCACAAGAAGACCUUCUAUGUCCAGCUGAAGCUCGGGGACAAGGAGGAGUACAAACAAUCAGGGGCCAGUAUCAAGAAGGCUCAGCACGCUGCAGCAGCCGAGGCAUUGGAGAAUACCACCUACACACACCCACCACCCAAGCCCCCAAAGGUUGUCCUACAGAGGGACGUGGAUAUGACCACACCUACCGUGGAACUGAAUGCCUUAGCUAUGAAGCGUGGGGAACAGACAAUGUACCGCCCCCUAGACAACAGACAUCAGAACUACUACCCUCCCCCCAACUACAACUACCGAGGCAUGUACCAACAGAGGUAUCACUAUCCUAGAGCCCCUCGGGUGUUCCAAGUGUGUCUGAAGGUAGGGCCACGAGACUUUGUCGGUGAGGGCCCCACGCGACAGGAUGCUCGACAUGAUGCCGCAACCAAGGCUCUGGCCAUGCUAAGUAAGUUGCCAGUGCCCAGCGAACAAGACCAGAAGGCUGAGGCAGUGAUAACGCCCACAGAGGACGGCGACGACAUAGACAAACUGAAGUCUGAGAUCAGCCUAGUCCACGAGAUUGCACUCAAGCGGAAUUUGAAAGUCAGCUUUGAUGUUAUACGUGAAUCUGGUCCGCCCCACAUGAAGACGUUUGUGACACGAUGUUCUGUGGGAGAGUUUGAAACUGAGGCUGAGGGCAACAGUAAAAAGAUGUCUAAAAAGAAAGUUGCUGAGAUGAUGCUGGAGAAACUACGAGAACUUCCUCCUCUGCCUGUGUCUGCCAUGAAGCCAAGAAAUAAACCAAACAACAAGAAAAAGUCCAAGAAUAUCAUCAAAGUUAGUCAAGUACAGAAGGCUAACCCAGACUACGGCGUGGGAAUUAACCCCAUCAGUCGCCUCAUCCACUUCCAGCAGGCACAGCAGAAGAAGGAGCCAGUGUACACUCUUGUCACAGAGAGGGGACUGCCAAGGCGCCGCGAAUUCGUCAUCCAGGUACAGGUUGACGAUCAGACGUGUACAGGUGUGGGUCCGAACAAAAAACUUGCCAAAAGACAUGCUGCCGAGGCCAUGCUGACUCUCUUGGGCUACAACAAGCCCUCGCCUCAACCCACCAAGCCAGCCAUCAAAACUGCCACCACCCCAGAGGGUAUGUCCGGGGAAAAGAAGGUGACAUUUGUGGAGAACAAUGAAGAUUCAGUGGGUGACAUGAAUGGUAAGGCUUCUGUCGGUCGACAACUUGUUCCUGGACUCCUCCUCUUACCAGACUCCAAGUAUACAGGGAGCUCGCUGUAUAACCCAGCUCUGUCAGGAAUGGGGGACAGCCUUGGGUUCGGACCAAGUCCACGCCUGCGUCUCGGAGAGAUUGCCUCCAGAUAUGACGUGGACAUCAAAUUUGAUGAAUUUGCUGGCACUACUAACAACACGGAGGUGCUGAGCAGGGUGACACUGAUGACCAACCCACCCCGUAUCUUCCACGGCAGUGGCCCCUCCCCUGAGGCAGCUCGUGACACAGCCUCUCUUGAGGCCCUCGCCUUCCUGGCUAACAUUGGCAAGGACGACAUGACAGCUGGUGGGGAUGGCGCAAAGAUAAAGAAAGAACCAGGAGAACUAGCUAACUCAACAAACCUAGGGAGCACCCAUACAGGGAGGGUUCCCCCUAUGUAGAAGACACAUUACCACAAGUCCUCGUCAGCCAUUCAACUUGAAGGCUUGUCAUCAUAAAAGAUGAGCAAAAACAGACGUUUUACAUACUGACUGUAUUCAAGAGACAUUGUAACGUUUUGGAUUUUCCACUUGCUAUGCUUUCUAUUUCUUAAAAUCUACAUCUCAAGGCUGGGAUGCUUGGCAUGUGUUUAUUUUUAGAAUGGAAUGAUGUGUGAAGUUUGAAAUGUUUGUUUAAAUAAAUUGGGAUGAUCUAACGGUAAAAAAUGGAUAUUUUUGGUAUUAAUAACAUAUCAAUGAAAUAUAAAAAAAAAAAAACGUUUGUUCAGAAUAUGUUUUGUUUAGAAUUCAUUUUUGACCUUCUGAAAGGUUUUAUAGAUCAAGGAAAUUUACAUUUUAUUGUUAAAAUGAUUUGAAAUUUCAUGGCACAAUGUCUGUUUUUGCUUUUAUUCCUGACACCCCUCUUUGGCGUUUCCAAAUUGAAUGUAAAACCUACAUUCGGGAAAGUCCAACAUGCCAUUUAGGGAGGUGAGGGUUAUUGUACAAUUUUGUAGUUAUAUAAAUUGAUGUGUUGGCAAGAUCGAGGAGGAAGCUGGACGAGGUGAUUUUUUUGUUUGACUACAUGUGAAGACAACAUAGUCGUUAAUAAUUGGUAUCAUAGUCAAGAUUAAUCAUUUUGUAUUUUAUGAACAUUUUAUACAUAUAUAACAUACAGGUCUUCAGAUUGGAACAAACUUCAUAAAAGGUUAUUUCGUCUUUGCGUAUUGCAGAGUUAUCUUCUCUUGAGAGCAGGUAUUGAUUGUUACGUCAUUGGUUCGUGCGAGA